GUUAAUUAUAUAGUGCCAGGUCUUUUACUGCGUUAUUUAUUUGUAACCUUUUUUUUCUUAAAAAGCUAUUAUUAUUAUUAUUGUUGUUGUUGUUGUCGUCGAUAUGCGUGUAUCUUUCUAAGAUUUCAUAAAUAUGUUUGCACAAUUAGGUUAUCGCUAGCUUUAUACUAAACCGGGACAGCCUGGGUUUUUUUUUUUUUGGCCAAUAUAAUCGCAACCACCGAGUGUGGUAAUUUCACUUUACCACCGAAACUACAGAAAAUGAGGAAGCGAAUUCACUUGCGUGGGGAGCCCGCCCAUGCAUAUUACAGAUUGUCCAAGUUGCUCCGAGUUGAUCCGUCUCCCCCCUGUUUGGCCAUUCCAGCACAAAAGCAAACAGGGGCGACUCGCUUAACUGUCCUUCUCCACCAAAGCUGUCUUUUCCUUCCUCGCUUUUCAAACUGCUCUCUCGUCUGCCGGUUUCCUCAAGCCUUUUUUUUUCUUCUCCCCAAUACUUUCCUGCCCCUCUCUAUUUAUGAAAACGUCACUUCAAGUCCCUCCCUGUUUGAAUCUCAUUAGUUUCUUGUGUGUUUCUCCCUGUCAAUAAUCCCGAAUCCAGACUCUCUCUAUUUCCAUCCCUCUCUAUCUGUCAAUCAGCGCCGCCUUUGAACUGAAAACCACUCCGACCAACUUCAACUCACUCAAUCCGAGCGGCUCGGCUCCAUCUCCGGCUCCUUUUUCUGCCAAGAUUCCCUUCUUUUUUAGUUUGUACUAACCGCCAGUCCUUGGGAAACGCCAGUGCAGACCCUAAACUUAAACUCGGAUUCGGGAUCACAGAGAUCAAGGGUUUAAAACUUUUGUGUUUUGCCCCCCAAAAUUGCUCGGGAAAAUGCCGCAGCUCAACGGCGGUGGAGGGGACGAUUUGGGUGCGAACGAUGAAAUGAUCUCCUUCAAAGACGAAGGAGAGCAGGAGGAAAAAAUUUCGGAGAACUCCUCUGCAGAAAGGGAUUUAGCAGAUGUCAAAUCUUCUCUCGUAAACGAAUCGGAGACGAAUCAAAACAGCUCUUCGGACUCCGAGGCGGAAAGACGGCCUCCGCCUAGAUCUGAAAGUUUCAGGGACAAAACAAGAGAAAGUUUAGAGGAGGCUGCGAAAAGGCAAGAUGGAGGGCUGUUCAAGGGCCCACCGUACCCGGGCUAUCCAUUUAUAAUGAUCCCCGACCUCACAAGCCCGUACCUCCCGAACGGAUCGCUCUCUCCCACGGCACGCACAUAUCUACAGAUGAAAUGGCCACUGCUAGACGUUCAAGCAGGAAGUCUUCAAAGUAGACAAGCGCUUAAAGAUGCCAGGUCCCCUUCUCCGGCACACAUCGUUGGGCCCGUCUGCUUGGGAUUCCCCGGACAGGCCGAUCUGAGCCUUCACCAAUUUCAGUUGUCUAAUAAGGUCCCGGUGGUACAGCACCCUCACCAUGUGCACCCGCUUACACCUCUGAUCACCUACAGCAAUGAACAUUUCACACCUGGCAACCCUCCCCCACACCUACAGACAGACGUGGACCCCAAAACAGGAAUCCCGAGGCCUCCUCACCCUCCAGAUAUAUCUCCCUACUACCCCCUGUCGCCUGGCACUGUGGGCCAGAUCCCCCAUCCGCUAGGAUGGUUAGUACCACAGCAAGGUCAGCCGGUGUACCCCAUCACCACAGGAGGGUUCCGACACCCCUAUCCCACUGCCCUUACCGUCAAUGCCUCCAUGUCCAGUCUUCUCUCCUCCAGAUUCCCUCCACACAUGGUGCCCCCCCACCACAGUUUGCACACCACGGGGAUCCCACACCCAGCCAUCGUCACGCCCAACGUCAAACAGGAGUCCUCUCACAGUGACAUCAGUACCCUCAACAGCUCGAAACAUCAGGACCCGAAAAAGGAGGACGAGAAGAAGAAGCCGCACAUAAAGAAGCCCCUGAACGCGUUCAUGCUCUACAUGAAAGAGAUGAGGGCCAAAGUGGUGGCAGAGUGCACGCUGAAGGAGAGCGCAGCUAUCAACCAGAUCCUGGGCAGGAGGUGGCAUGCUCUGUCUCGAGAGGAGCAGGCCAAAUACUACGAGCUUGCCAGAAAAGAACGACAGUUACACAUGCAGCUCUACCCCGGCUGGUCGGCACGAGACAACUAUUGGCGGGGUAACCAACAGGGGAAAAAGAAGAAGAGAAAAAGGGAAAAGCAGCAAGCCGAGGCCAACGAACACAGAGAAUAUUUUCCAAAUCCUUGCCUUUCACUCCCUCCGAUUACAGACCUGAGUGCCCCUAAGAAGUGUCGUGCGCGUUUUGGGCUCGAUCAGCAGAAUAACUGGUGUGGUCCGUGCAGGAGAAAAAAGAAGUGCAUUCGCUACAUUCAAGGUGAAGGCAGCUGUGUCAGUCCUCCCUCUUCGGAUGGAAGCUUACUAGAGUCCCCCCCAUCCUCGCCCUCCAUGGUCACCACCUCCCCAGCCUCGAAAGAGCCCAAACCACAGACUGAACAAAUGCAACCUCUAUCACUGACUAUGAAGCCUGUUCCUCUGGUCUUGUCCUCACACCACCCUCACCAACAUCUCUCCAUGGCCCCGCCUCCGCCCUUAUCUCUGCUGGACAACUCGGGUGCGGGCAAAACGCCCGGCUCUGCCCACAACAGCUCCUUGGACCCUUCAGACGUGUCAUCGUCCCGCCCCUCAGGCUCCGCCUCCUCGCAGCCUGCAUUGGUGUGUCACUCCCAUUCUCUGCUGCCCAGCUCUGCCCCCACGCAACCGCUUUCGCUCGUUACCAAGUCCAUAGACUAGGCUAGCCUAGGAUCGAUUUACCAGCUAUACAGCUCUGCCCUUCUGUCUGCUGCCUCUGUUUUUUUCUUCCUCGUUCUGUUUCUCGGUUUUCUGUGCCAUACGGCUUUGAAAAUUUAGUUAAUUCUUUUAUCAAAGUUCAUUGGUCAAUAUUUGACCUGUCAUUAUCUAAAAUAAAUGAAAUUAUUAUAAUUAUAAUAUUGAUAAUAAAAGUACAACGAGUUGUAGAGUAUAGCUUUGUGAAUCUGCCAAAUUUUUAAGACGUUAUUUUAUUUUAUUUUUUUUAUUUUUUUGCUUUUUUUGUUAGUGUUCAACUGUACAACAGAAAAAAAUGCUUAAUUGUUAUGUAGUCUGACAGAUAUAAAAGUAGGUUAGGUGAGGAUUCGGUGAGCCCUUUUCUGAAAGAAUUGGUUCUCCUUCAUUAUUUGUAUUAAAUACGAGCUUGUGAACCAAUCAUUUCACACCUGUUCAAAUCGUGGAGGGCAUGAGGACCGUGGAGACACUUCUCCAACUGAGGAACAACAUUAAUUGUGAUGUUACUUGUUCUUGUUUAAAUGUACAGAAAUA
Molecule: messenger RNA, 3346 nt
Organism: Electrophorus electricus (electric eel)
Lineage: Eukaryota; Metazoa; Chordata; Actinopteri; Gymnotiformes; Gymnotidae
Gene: tcf7l2
Product: transcription factor 7 like 2
Biological process (GO): regulation of transcription by RNA polymerase II; canonical Wnt signaling pathway
Cellular component (GO): beta-catenin-TCF complex; chromatin; catenin-TCF7L2 complex
Molecular function (GO): RNA polymerase II cis-regulatory region sequence-specific DNA binding; DNA-binding transcription factor activity, RNA polymerase II-specific
Source: RefSeq, a predicted model, not a curated record